AUGUCUGCGGGCGCGGUCCUCUCUCAGUUCUCGAAUUUGCUUAACCACAUGGAAAGUUUGGGUCCCAAAUUGAGCUCUAAAAUUCGUCCAAACCGCGAGCAGCUGGACGAAAUUCAGAAACUUAGCAUGCAACUCAAAACAGCUGUGGCAGGUAUUGAAUCUCAUGUGGAACUUCUAUUGCGAAGGGCAGGUCCAACAGACAAAGAACGAGCCCUUGCAAACCAAAUUAAAGCUGCCGAUGAAUUCGACCCCGCAAUCUUCCGAAAAAAUCUGGUGCUUAUCUUUCGGGGUCCAGAUGAGUCUGUAUUGGAUCCCACCAAAGUACAAAUCAGGAAAGCCAAAUCCCGGACCCGAUGUGAAAAACUUCGCGUCGAAUCUCAUCACUUGGUUUUGAAGUGGGCAAUGUCUUUUCCACAGCCAUCCGCAUGGAUACACCCAACGGUCAUGGCGGAUGGCACCUUCGAUUUUCUCAUCCAAGACUUGAAGGAGGUAACUUUUGAUCAAAUACCGCCAAAGAUUUUCGAAAGCCUACUUUGCCUGAAGGACGAGGAACCUUUGGAUACUUGCGAGCAAUUCCAGAGCUUUGUUAAAAACAUAGAGAGACCAACUAUUGUGGAAGAACCAGAACCUGUGGUGCAAUACAAACGGAAGCAUGAUAGAACAAAGAAGCAAAGAAAUCGACUAUAA
Messenger RNA from Aspergillus calidoustus, 687 nucleotides. The record is from the annotation of a GenBank genome assembly. Lineage: Eukaryota; Fungi; Ascomycota; Eurotiomycetes; Eurotiales; Aspergillaceae.